AUGGAGAAAGGUUACAGCCUGGGCUUUAUGUGGCUAUCACGUGCCAGGUCCUGCGUGGGCAGUAAGAGUGUAACAGUAAAAAACGUGCUGGGUGGGAGGACGUGGACCUUCGUGGAGAUUGUGCCCCCUCCAAGGUCUUAUUUUGUCAUCCGCAAGGGACACACUUUGAGUAAAGCAAACUGUCUAAGUGGGCUGAGAGUCUGGUGAAAAGUGCUGGACAUGAAUGAGUCAUGCCUGUUGGGCUUCAUACAUGGCUCCACCAAUAGGGUACAUGGAGUUCCCAAGGCCGCCAGCUGGAAAUGUGGACAAACUCCCAGCCUAAGCCGCUGUGAGAGCCUAGGACUGGAACAUAGCGUCUGCAAGAUCACCGCAGGCCAGCAGUGCCCCAGGUGUCAGGGGUACAGUGUCACCUCAUUCAAGAGGAUCUUGACAGUGCUGACCAGCCAUUCUCUGUGGCCCUAA
Microtus ochrogaster (prairie vole) is the source of this 462-nucleotide messenger RNA. It is a transcript of the gene Rnase11, whose product is annotated as ribonuclease A family member 11 (inactive). The record is from RefSeq and is a predicted model, not a curated record. Lineage: Eukaryota; Metazoa; Chordata; Mammalia; Rodentia; Cricetidae.